UGGUUUGGAUUUAUACUUGAUUGCUUAAUCUGUUGUUAGAAAAGGUUUACACAGAAAGGCUUCCUGCCCACACAGAUCUUAGCAUGGAUGAGAACCGGAGCAGCUCAAGGCCGGCAUCUUCCCAGUGCCAUUCCCCUCCUGUGAACCCCUUGAGAAAUAUGGUGGAAUAUUUCAAGAACCUUAUCAAGAACUCAGUAUCUCCAAAGUUUUGUGUAUGGGUAAAGGACUACUGCAGAAGGAACGGCUUGCUCACCUUAUCACUGUUAGCAGUGAUGUCGGGUUGUGUAGUGGGAUUCACAUUAAGAAGCUUGAACUUGUCAACACAGGCAAAAAUCUACUUUUCUUUUCCUGGAGAACUUCUAAUGAGAAUGCUAAAAAUGUUGAUUCUUCCUCUCAUCACGUCCAGUUUAAUGUCUGGCUUGUCUGCUAUGGACACCAAGGCCAGUGGACGCCUGGGCCUUCUCACCAUCACAUAUUACCUGUGGACUACCUUCAUUGCUGUAAUCGUGGGGAUUAUUCUGGUACUGAUCAUUCAUCCCGGAACUGGCACUGAAAAAGAGGGGCAUAAAGCCUCAGGAGGGCCAGUGAUGACGUCUGCCGAUGCCCUGCUUGAUUUGAUCAGGAACAUGAUUCCGUCCAAUCUGAUUGAAGCCACAUUUCAGCAGUAUAAAACAGAGCUUGUGCCCAAUUUUAAAAACAGCGAAAAAUCAUCACAAGCCAACUUUGUGUACAUCAUGCCAGACUAUGAAAACCCCAAGAUGGGUCACCCAGUGUUUCUUGAACUCACUCCUCCUCCUGAAAUCCACUACAAGAUUGUACCAGGGAAAAGCAAUGGGAUGAACGUGCUAGGAAUCGUCAUUUUCUCUGCCACUAUGGGUCUUCUGCUUGGUAGAAUGGGAUCCAGAGGUUUACCUCUAGUAAAUGUGUGUCUUUGCGUCAAUGAAUGUGUCAUGAAGAUCAUCAAUGCUGCUAUGUGGUACUUCCCAUUUGGAAUCGUAUUUCUGGUUGCUGGGAAGAUCCUGGACAUGCAUGAUCCUGCGGUCCUUGCGGAGAAGCUGGGGAUGUACUUCAUGACUGUUCUGGCGGGACUGUUCGUCCAUGGUGUGAUUUUGCUGCCACUGUUCUUCUUCCUGUUCACUGGGAAAAACCCCUUUAGCUAUAUCCGCGGCCUCCUCCAGGCUCUGGUUAUUGCUUUAGCAACUUCAUCCAGUUCAGCUACUCUGCCCAUUACAAUGAAGUGCUUACUGGAGAACUGCCACGUGGAUCGGAAAAUCGCUCGAUUUGUUCUUCCUGUGGGUGCUACUAUCAAUAUGGAUGGCACAGCACUAUAUGAAGCAGUGGCAGCCAUCUUCAUUGCCCAGGUCAAUGAGUACGAGCUUGACUUUGGACAGCUAGUUACUAUUAGUAUCACAGCUACAGCGGCAAGUAUCGGAGCAGCUGGAAUCCCUCAGGCUGGUCUUGUUACCAUGGUUAUCGUUCUUACCUCAGUGGGUUUGCCUCCAGAUGACAUCUCACUUAUUGUAGCUAUCGACUGGAUCCUGGACCGAUUUCGAACAAUGAUCAAUGUGCUUGGAGAUGCAUUAGCCGCAGGAAUCAUGGCUCAUUUGUGCAAAAAGGACUUCCAGAAAAACAUCCCAUCCUCAAACAACUCAGAGAGACGAGAUACUGUGAUAUCUUUUGGAAACCAAAGCGUGCAGAGUUUUCCCACAUCUGAGGUUCCACUUCUGGCAAACAGGGACUACAUCUUAGAGGUUGUCGGGGAUCAGGUGAUUGAGAGGCCGGCUACCUGUUAUAACCUCUGCCAAGUCUAACUUUGACAGACCAAGAUACCAAGCAGGAGCAGAAGUUGCCUUGACUUCACAAAAACCUUCCCCCUUUUCCUCCCCUUUGUUCCACAUUUGUGCCAUUCUGUGUUUUUACAUCACAGAUGUUACUGUUACCUAAAGUGUCGCCUUUGGUGAACUUGAAAACUAGGACAUUUGGGUGCUUUUGACACCUUAAAAUGGGGGGGUUUGUAAAAUAUAUAAAACAUUUUUUAAAUGUUCAUCUUCUAGAAUUGCCUUAAAUGCAAAAGUUAAUGACAGACCACAAUAAUAAUACUACCACAAUAAUAAAACCCAUGUCCAAAAGGUAAACAUUACGCAACUAGCAAGUCGAUUGGGGCUCCAGAUAUGGAUCAUCAGUUGCCUUGUCAUACAGUGUACGGUGAAGACAAAAUAUGAUUUGUAAACAGAGAUGGUGUCUCUCUUCAUUAUGUUCACAGUUCAGAAUCCCUCUGUUCAAUUCAUCUGGGAUGGGAAGUCGUUGUACACUGGAAUUACA
Sinocyclocheilus grahami is the source of this 2322-nucleotide messenger RNA. Its product is annotated as excitatory amino acid transporter 5-like. The transcript is spliced from 11 exons. The record is from RefSeq and is a predicted model, not a curated record. Gene Ontology annotation, biological process: L-glutamate transmembrane transport. Gene Ontology annotation, molecular function: glutamate:sodium symporter activity; neutral L-amino acid transmembrane transporter activity; L-glutamate transmembrane transporter activity. Lineage: Eukaryota; Metazoa; Chordata; Actinopteri; Cypriniformes; Cyprinidae. Bases 84 to 1811 code for a protein of 575 amino acids. Gene Ontology annotation, cellular component: plasma membrane.